Dentiscutata erythropus is the source of this 1239-nucleotide messenger RNA. Lineage: Eukaryota; Fungi; Glomeromycota; Glomeromycetes; Diversisporales; Gigasporaceae. The record is from the annotation of a GenBank genome assembly.
AUGAUCGUUUUACAACCAUCUCAUAACGAUAUUCAUACAAGGGGUCUCGAUUUAGCUAGCACUUCUAUUGGAAACUUUUCUACAAUUCCUCCCCAACAUAUUCCUUCUUCAAUGUAUCAAACUGCUACUCAGUAUCAACAACAGUCAUUCGUUUACCCAAACAUAACCUACACUUCCACUUCUCAUCACUCAAGAUCACCUUCUACUUCAUCGUUAUCAAGGCAUUCACCAGCUGAUACUUCGUUCGCUAUAGAUACAAAUUAUCUUUAUCAAUCAUCUGUUAAUACUACAAACGCUAUGGCAAAUCCAUCUGACGUACAAAAAGCUUCUCCUAUUCAACAAAAUCAUUCUUCUCCAACAAUGAUGCCUUCUGGAUCGGCAUCAACUGUUACUUUAUCUCCUGAUAAUACUUCCAAUAUUCUUCCUCCUUUAUCUGAACUGCUGCUCAUUCUGGUUUCUUUCAAACUAUUCCACAAUAUUCUGAUUCAACAACCUCAAAUUGCUUCAAACAUUCCUAUAGCUGAUCCUCGUACAUUACCUCGUAUUGGUGCAAGUGCUUCUGAAAUGCAAGCUCUUUCUAAUGGUAUAGAUCCUACAGGUAGAAAUCGAAAUAAUGCAUCAAUGCUCGCUAUUAAUACAAAUGGCUUGACUGUUGGUGCUACUGAUACUAGUCCUAUGAGUGCUGGUUCAUCUACAGGUUCACCGAUAGUACCAAAUUCUCUUGGUUAUCAUCAUAGUGCGGCAAAUGCUGCUCAUCAUCAAGCUUUACUUAAUAGUCAUUUUAUGGCUGCUGCGCAAUCUAUGAAUAAUGGAAGUUUGAUAGCGCCUACAACACAACGUUCGCCAAAUAAUCGAAGAAAUGGUAGAUCAGAUGAUGGUAGUGAUACAAUUUCUCAAGCUACUAAUGGUGAACGACCACAAAAAGUAUAUUCGUUUGUUGCCUUACCAGGCAUUAAUACUAAGAAAAGACCUCGUCGACGAUAUGAUGAAAUUGAACGACAUUACGCUUGUAGUUAUUCUGGAUGUACAAAAAGUUAUGGUACUCUCAAUCAUUUGAACGCACAUGUACAAAUGCAAAAACAUGGACCAAAACGACAUCCUUCUGAAUUCAAAGAACUUCGGAAACAAUGGCGACGCCAAAAACGUGAGGAAGAAGAACGUAAAGCUGCUGAAUCUGCUAAUACUGCCAAUGCUAAGAACGUUAUGGGAUUAAAUAUAAAUUCCCUUUCCUCGAUAUGA